Molecule: messenger RNA, 12463 nt
Organism: Tympanuchus pallidicinctus (lesser prairie-chicken)
Lineage: Eukaryota; Metazoa; Chordata; Aves; Galliformes; Phasianidae
Gene: ZNF407
Product: zinc finger protein 407
Exons: 10
Coding region: 4407-11276 (2289 amino acids)
Biological process (GO): regulation of gene expression
Cellular component (GO): nucleus
Molecular function (GO): zinc ion binding; nucleic acid binding
Source: RefSeq, a predicted model, not a curated record
UGGGCAUCAUGGGCCAACACAAUAAAACAAGAUACCUUAGUUUUAGAGCAGCUCUCAUAAAAUAUACAAUAUUGCUAAUAUGUAAGUAACAAAACAUUUAAAUUUUUAAUAUUUUUCUUAAAACACUAAAAAAGAGAGGAACAAAAACAUAAAACUAGUGGGAUAUCUGACCUUUUUGUGAAAUUAAUGCAUCAGGCUGGUUUGAUGGAAGUGGUUGCAGUUCUUAGAGAGGUCUCAAGGUGCUCAUCAGAGACUUGUUGAUGAAAUUUCAUUCUUCCUGUACUUCAUCCUUGAAAAUAGUUGUUCACAAAUGCAUAUACUGCCAAAAAGCGAUGACAUGAGUGAGGGUUAACUGUGAAGUGAGAGAUAUUUUUCUCUGGUAAGAUAGGGAUUAUGAAAGUCUUUGCUGGCAGGAGCUCUAGCUGCACUGCCCAAGCUGCAGAAAGCAAAGGUAAGAACUGGGAGAAGGAAUAUCGGCCUGUUGUAAGUGAAGAUUAGGCUCAAGACCAUCUAAAGAACCUGAAGGUGCACAAGUCCAUGGGACCUGAUGAGAUCCAUCUAUGGACUCUGAGGGAACUGGCGGAUGAAGUUGACUAGCAGCUACCCAAUAUAUCUGAAAGGCCAUGGAAGUCUGGAGAAGUUCCUACUGACUGAAAAAGGUUUUCAAGAAGGGGAAAAAAGAAGAUCCAGGGAAUUACAGGUCGGUCAGUCUCACCUCUGUGCCUGGCAAGAUCAUAGAGCAGAUCCUCCUGAAGGCCCUACUAAGGCACAUAGAAAAUAAACAUGAAGUGAUGACUGGUAACCAACAUGGCUUCAUCAAGGGCAAGUCACGCCUGACAAAUUUGGUGACAAUUUAUGAUGGAGUUACAGCAUAAUUAGAUUAAGGAAGACCAACUGACAUCAUCUACCCGUACUUGUACAAAGCAUUAGAUACCGUCCUGCAUAACAUCGUGGUUGCCAAAUUGGAGAAAGAUGGAUCUGAUGGAUGGACCACUCGCUGGAUAAGGAAUUGGCUGGAUGGUCGCACUCAGAGAGUUGCAGUCAGUGGCUCAGUGUCCAAGUGGAGAUUGGUGACAAGCGGCGUUCCUCGGGGAUCGGUGUUGGAACCAGUGCUGUUUAAUGUCUUUGUAGGUGACAUGGACACUGGGAUCAAGUGCACCCUCAGCAUGUUUGCAGAUGACACCAAGCUGAGUGGUGCAGUUAACUCCCUAGAGGGAAGGGAUGCCAUCCCUUCAGGCUUGAGAGGUGGGCUCGUGCCAACCUCAUGAAGUUCAACAAAGCCAAGUGCAAGGCCCUGCAUCUGGGCUAGGGCAAUCCCAAGCAUAAAUACAAGUUUGGUGGGAAAUGGCUUGAGAACAGCAUUGAGGAGAGGAUUUGUGGAUGUCAGCUGGUGAAAGACUCAACAUGAUUUAGCAAUGAGCGCUUGCAGCCCAGAAGGCCAACCGUAUUUUGGGUUGCAUCAAGAGAAGCAUGACCAGCAGUCUGAGGGGGGUGAUUCUGCCCCUCUACACUGCCCUCCUGAGACUCCACCUUAACUACUGCAUCCAGUUCUGGGGUCCCCAACUCAAGAAGGAUAACGAGCUGAUUGGAGCAGGUCCAGAGGCAGAGGCAUUUCCCAUGAAAAUGAUGAGAAGGCUGGAGAACCUCCCUGACAGGGACAGUCUGAAACCUAUUUUCAAAUUCCUUUAUCAAAAGUGAAAGUACAGCUGCACGUUCUUUGCUGUUUAGCCAAUACAUAAAAAUGCAUACGAUUAUUUGCCAUCGCUUGAGUCGGCACUGCACAGAACCACCCUUCCCAUGACCUGGUUUCAGUCAACACAGCAUUAAUAGCACUCUGAUAGUUUGGCUGUUGCUGGGCAACAGGUGCAUGCCCAUCGCCACUCCUUAGGGAAGAGCCACCAUUAUUAUAGCACUGAGCAGAGGGCAGGCCAACUUGAUUGGUUGCCUAAUGUAAUUGGGGACAUCCUGUGGUACCUGAGAGUUGCACAAAUCAAAACCCAGUGUGAACAUGGCCAGGAGAGUGACACCCUGAAGCACCUUUGGAGACACCGGGUACUUAUGUGGAUGGUCGAGGUCUGCUUGUUUCCCUGGUGUGUUGUGCCAAGGCUUCCCUCCUAGAAGGAAGGUGCAGGUAAGAAGUGUUUGAGGGAAUCAGGUAGUCAGGAGUGUGAUUCUGUUCCCUACUGCUUGUUACUUUAAAAGAAUAAAUUGGACCAUCUAAUAUUCAUUUUAAAUCAGUAUUAGUAGGUUUAAUUUCAAGUUAGGUGUGGAAGGUUGUUUUUUUUUUUUUCUUUUUAUCUCAGGCAAACACAUUUUGUCUCAAAAGGCAAGAGUAAAAAAUGUCACAGUCAGCUAAAAUCACAGACAAUGAGAGAAAUAAUAGGCUGCUGACAGCAGGAGCUGAAGGCACAGGAAGAUGAGCAGACUCCUGAGAUGCAGAACUAAUCAGGUCGCUAUCUGCCUUGAAAGGGGAAGAUUAAGGAGGCUCAUGUUGUUAUGUUUAUUUUUUUUUUCCAGCAACUUUACUCCCAAGAAGCUUGCCUUUGACUCCCACUAGUCAUUCCUCUCAGAAUAGGGCAUUUAGCUUGUUUGGAAAAUGCCUUGCUAGUUAAGGAUGGUCAUAGUCCAUGUUUGGACAGAGAAGGUUGUGCAACUGUCCCUAUAUUGGUGACAUAGGAACCCAUGCCAAAGUGGCCAGCGCAAGUGAGGAUCCAGAGUCCCCUGGUUCCUGCUGUAAGCUUCUACAUGUGGGCAAAACGCUGAUUCAUGACAAAGUUGUGAGCACAAUGUUCUCAUCGUGAUCUCCUUGUCUCAUCUUCACUUUGCUCAUUGCUAGGGUGUCUACACUGGCAAAACUUGUACACGGAACUUAGGGAAUUGGGAGUCAUUUUGUUAAAUGUAUAGCAAAUGCUUUUCCAUUAUUGGAAAAUACAGGGACUUUGAGUGUGUAAUAACACAAGUACAACCAAGGACAGGUUAUAAAGAAGCUUCAUCAACUCCGAUCAAGUGAGAGCACAUUCAGAUGGCAUCUGCCCUCUGCUCCCUUGUCCUCUGCCCAGCAAUAACAGGGACCUAUAUUUUGUUUCAGAAAAAAGAGAGAGGUGAGGAAAUGCAACAUCCCAGCAUUAAGAAGGCCAGUUAUCAAUCCCCAGGAGGGGAGUACUCCUGAAGGGGCUUGCUAAGUGCCACAUCUGUGUGAAGCAGCAACCAUUGGCAGUGUGGGAGGUGGCUUGGUGGGGCCUGCAGGAGCUCCCAGGGUGGGAGCAGUCACAGGCUGCUGUCUUUUGGCUGGAAAGAAUUUAUUUAUAGUUAGUAUUUAGCUAUGAUAAGCUUCUCAGCCACACUUCUUAAAGCUUAAAUAUUAAUUUUACCACGUGGGAUAUUGAUACAUUAAAUUAUUAAGUAACAGAAUAAAUAGGACGGGAAAUUCAAACUGUUUUGCUAACAAUGAAGGCGCUGUCAUCUACCAGUUUGUUUAUUUUUUUUUCCACAGAUUUUUUUUCUGUUAACGUAUGGGCCUGAAUGUUCUUUUUCAAAGUGCUGAGAAGUCACCUGCAUAUUUUCACUGGUUUCUAGCAAGGCAUGUCAAUAAUCUACUUAAGGUAGCAGUGCCUUCCCAGCCUGCCUGAGACAGCAGUCUAGAACCUCCCAGCAGAUUCAGCUGUCGAAUGAGUUGUUUGUGAUGGGUGAUUAGGUGGUUCCUGGUAACUUCAUUUACCCUUGCUGACUUUUAAAACAUGCAAAUACUUUCUGAAAAUAUGCUUGCAUUUUAUAACCUAAUUCCUCUGAGGUUCCUUGUGAGGAACUUGCCAUUUUCACUUCUUCCUCAAUGCAGGAGCAGCAACUGUACUUUGUGGACCUAAGUAGUUGUGUAAAAGUGCUUGCUAAAAUUUAACUAGGCCUUGAAUUUGGAUUCUAUUUGCUACAAAACAUUACCCUUGGAAGAAGGAAAGAACAACAAAACUUUGCUCAGGCUUCAAAGUACACACUGCACAAGGUGCAUCUUUGUCAGCAAUGACAAAAUGCUCAUGUUCCUUAACAGAUAAAUGUUUGGGAGCCUUGUAGUGUGUGUACAAAGUGUUUUGUCUGUGCUUAUACAGAAUUAUUUUCUACGACUAUUUAUUUGUAUUUAUUUUUAUGCAUCAUAUUCGUAAUUUUUUUUUUCUUUUCAUUUCUUCAGGAGCUGAAUAGGAAGCCUGUGACAUUCCUUGCAGCAUGAGGCCUGACGGUCCUACUCAUGGGCUACAGGAAAGGAUUUGUAGUUCUAAUAACAGGAAAAAGGUGGAGAAAGAAGAUGGUUUGUGUUACAUUUUGUUUACAUCAGUUUCUCUACGUUAAAACAGAAGUCUGACUGAGAGUAUAAAGCAGCAGGUACUAAGCCAAAUGAUCUACAGUUGACAAUACCCAUGUUGAAAAUGGAUGAGGAGGAUAAUCAGAGGAGAGAUGAUGCUGAUGAGAUUUUACAAAAUAAGCUGAGAAAGGACUCCCUGAGAAACGCAUUAGGAGACAACACUGAAUGUGACUCUUUGUCUCAGCAGGGAACAAGGUUAAUAUCAGAUGAAGUUUUCAGGAACCUUGAGAAGAAAAGAAAAGAGAAUGGCACAAACAAAAGGGCAUGGUCAGGAUCACCAAACUUGGACACUGUUGAAGCAGAGGGACCUGAAAAUACUUCCAGAAAGAGAAAGCUGAUGUCUUCUGCCAAUGAGAAAGACAGUGACAGGAAGUUGCACAAAGUUCUAGCUGAAGAAGAAGGUAGCGUAGAAGCUGGAGUUGUAAAAAUUGAAGGAGUCACUGGCUGUCAUGAUGAUAAUGUAUAUAAUUCACAUUUCAUGUGCCCACAUUGUGAUUUCAAGUGUGCUAAUGGUGCCAUACUGAAAACUCACAAGGAAACUAAACAUUCUCGAGAGGAUUCAGCUGCUGUUCCUGAAAAGUUACCUUCUUCAGAAGAAAUCAGUGUUGACUGUGGAGUUGAAAACAUGGACAAAGAUCUUAAAGGCAAAACACAUGAUCAGUUUCUAUCAUCCUGCUCUGAUUUAGAAACGCAUAUACAAGAAAGCCACUCUCAACAAUCCAAAGAGCAAACAUGCCCUCAGUGUAGUUGCGCAACUAAAUGUAAUUCAACAUUACCUACACAUGCUAAGCAAGAUCAUGAGAAUUCCAAGGUAUUUUGUUGCGAUCUUUGUGGUUUUCAGAGUGCUGAGGAAAAUCUCCUAAAUUCUCAUUUCCUUGGCAAGACACACCUUCGACGCCAAAAUCUUGCUGCACGGGGAGGAUUUGUACAAAUACUGACCAAAAAAUCCUUUAAAAAACGGCAGUCUACUGUAACCAGAGAGAAGAAUGUGAGAGCAAGACCUGGAAGCAGUAAAUUAAAUGCAAGGACUGCUGAUGCAAAAGAAUUAAAUGUUUGCAGUGUGUUGGAAGACUCAAAUGUAAGCUUGUCUAAACAAAAUGAUGGCACUGAACUUCUUGGCGAAAUGAUAACAUCUACAAAUGUUCCUGCUGAAAAAACAGAUAGCAUGGAAGGAAAGCUGCUUUCUUCCAGUGUGGAAGGAGAUAAUGAAGGUCAUACUGGAAAACUAGAAAUACCUGGACCCUCAGAUUUCUUGCAGAAUUCAGAAUUCCCUCCAAUUACCAGAAGGCUAGUUAGCAGUUUAAAUGUGACAAAGAGAUCUGAUAGACUGGAACAUAAAAGAAAUAUUGUAUUGCUAAGGGCUCCUUUUGUAGGAAAUAGGUCUUUUAGAUUAAAAAGGCAAGUUAAAAGAAGGUACAAUUUGUUGGGUAAGAAAAACAAGUCUGAAACUAGAAGAGCAUACAUGAAACAUAUCUCCAGCACACAGCUUAAACCUAGUGAUUCAAGCCCUACAUCACAUACAGAACUAGAAACAAAUGAUAAGAGUCUUUGUAAUACUGCUUCAGAAAUUCAAGAUCUUACUCAAGUGAAGCCAAAUACUGUUUCUUCUAGCACUACAAAUACUAAAAAUUCUGAAGUUGAACUUAUUGCAAAUCCUAGUGUUCAUCACACUUGCAUUGACUGUGGUCAUGUCUUUCAGAACAAAGAAAGUUUAAAAAUUCAUGUUGUAAAUUUUCAUACAAAAAGUAUUCAGUUUCAUUGUCAGACAUGUAGUUAUUCCUGUGGAGUCAAGGAAGACUUGCAGCAACACUGUCAGAAUACUAAACACCAGAUGGGAAGUUGUAGCUUUAAUUGUCGACUUUGUUCAUUUACCAGCUUGAAUGUGAUAAACUUUCAGAGCCAUAUGAGUGAAGUGCAUAAUAUGUCCCAUAGUUGUCCAACUUGUGUUCUUUUUUUUCAAACACAAGAAGAGCUGAUAAAUCAUCAAAAAGAUGAGAAACAUGAUAGUUCAUUACUUCAGCAAGCUACUCCAUUGAGUAACACUGGUCUGACCUUGCAAAUGGUAAGUUCUGCUGACUCAGUAUCAAGCAGUAGCCAAAAACUUGCAAAGGAAAUUAAAGUAUCAAUGAAAACAAAACCUCCAGACUCUUCCAUUGUAAAUCAUAAAAAUGAACUAAAACAUUCUGUUCUGAGUAAAACCCAGUUUCACUGUAAAAAGUGUUUUUAUAAGACAAGAUCUUCCACAGUUCUUACAAGGCACAUAAAACUCCGACAUGCACAGGAGUAUCACUUUCUCUGCAAAGCAUGUAAUCUUUACUCACUGAGUAAGGAAGGAAUGGAGAAGCAUAUCAAAAGAAGCAAGCACCUUGAAAAUGCUAGGAAAAAUAAUAUUGGACUGCGUUUUGAGGAAUGCAUUGAAAAGGUUUGCGUUGGGGUUGGUGGUAUUAAAACAGUGAUGGAUCCUUCUAUUUCUGGGAAUGAGAAUACAGAGUUUGAUAAAGAAAUUGUACAUGUUCCAUCCUCUACUGUAGAAAACAUAUUGAGAAAUAAGGAAUUUGUUCCAGUUGAUCAAAGAAUUGGUGAAAAUGAAUUGGUUUUAGCUAAUGUACCAAAAAGAGGGAGACCCAAAGGCACUAUUUCUAGAACGUGUACCCAUUGUGGUCUUUUGGCCUCCAGUGUUACAAAUUUGACUGUUCAUAUCAGGCGAAAGCACAGCCAUCAGUACAGCUAUUUGUGUAAGGUUUGCAAUUACUACACUGUAACCAAAGGAGAUAUGGAACGUCAUUGUGCAACCAAAAAACAUAAAAGUCGUGUGGAAAUAGAAGGACAUGGAAAACAGAACUCAGAGAUCAUUGUUAGCCCUGAAGGAGGAAAUUUUGAAUCUACAAGCAAGAAGGUUAACAGUCCCAUGCCUGCAUUGUGUGAACAUGUUGAGGACAGUAGCCAGACUUUAGAUUUGGGAAAUUCUAUCGUAGAUCAGCAAGAAAUUGAGCAAGGAAACGCCGAGGUGAAUGUUGAAAAUGCUAGUAGGUUGCCAGAUUUGGGGCAUGCUAGGAAUUCGUUAAAUAUAAAGCACACAUUUCUUGAAUCAGCAACGGAUACCCAGGAUGGUGACCCCUGCUUCCAGAGAAGAAUGGUGGGUGCAAAUGACAACAAGUGCAUACACUGUGACUUCACUGCUCAUUCUUCCUCUUCAUUAGAGUUGCAUGUAAAACGAAAGCAUACAAAACAAUUUGAAUACUACUGCAUGGCCUGUGACUACUAUGCUGUAACUCGCAGAGAGAUGAUUAGGCAUGCGGCAACAGAGAAACAUAAAAUUAGAAGAGAAUCUCAUGUUUGUUUGUCUGUGGAGGAAGAAAACACAGCACAUAUUGCUAAAGAAGGCUCAGCUCUGUCCCAAGAGGAGCACCAUCAAAGUGCAGGAGAACUGAAAACUGUUUUAAGUGAAAUGAAAUGUGCCAGUGAUGCAGCAGAAAGUGAUCAUACGUGUAAAAGCUUAACAGAGUGUAUUGCCUUAGAUGAAAAUGCAUUUCCAGAAAUGCCUAAAGAAGGCAGUUCCCAAAAUACAGUGGAAAGCGUAGUUGAAGAGGAAACUAAAAAUGGAGGAGAAAAUAUUUUAUGCGAAGGAUUCCAGGGAGCUCCUCAGAAAGAUAAUGCUGGUAAGCCUGAUGAAGAGAUACCAAUUAAAGAGGCAGGUACUUAUGAAUUGCAGACAAGUGGACGUGGUCAGGAGCUGCUUAACUCAGGGGAUUGUCCAGCAGAAAAUGAAAAUAGAUCAGGUGGCACAAACUUGAAGUCAGGAAAAGGCAAGGAAAACUUGGAAGCAAAUAGAGAAAAACCUGAAGCGGACGGUAGAAACACAAACAUUAUUGAAGAAAUAUCACUGAAAGAAAAUAACCCACUUAUGCUAAGUCUUCCAGAAACAAAAAGUGCAGCAUGGCAAUCAAAUUUUGCUGGGAACAUUGGAGAGAUGGUGCAAAAUAUGCAUAGUUUAGAGGGUGACAGAAGUUUCAAAAAGAAUCCUACUGGGGAGGAGGAAGAAGCCCUUAUGGAAGCACAACAUGAAGCAGAAGUAACUAUAAAUAACAGUAUUUGGGAGGCAGAUGGCUCAACAGCUGAGGGCAUGCAAGAAAGUAGUAAUGAGGCUUUAGGAACAGUCACUAGUACUGAUGAUAAACGAAAGGCAAUGCAAAAUUUUGGCAAGUUUGAUUCUUCUAUAGUAAGAUUAAAAAGCAAUCAAGAUGGGGAGCCCAUUGACCAUUCAGGUGAAGGACAGGUGCCAGGUGGAGUGAGAACUGGUGAGUUUGCAGUGAAAGCAGAUGCUUCACCAAGUAGUGGGAAAAAGAAGAAGUCAGAAGGCGUUUCCCUUGGGGAACUGACACGUAUUCGCUGCGAUGACUGUGGCUUUCUAGCAGAUGGUUUGAGCGGACUAAAUGUUCACAUAGCCAUGAAACAUCCUUCAAAAGAAAAACAUUUUCAUUGUUUACUCUGUGGAAAGUCAUUUUACACAGAGAGCAACCUUCAUCAGCACUUGGCCAGUGCUGGGCACAUGCGCAAUGAGCAGGCAAGUGUGGAGGAGCUGCCUGAAGGAGGUGCAACCUUCAAAUGUGUGAAGUGCACGGAGCCCUUUGAUUCAGAGCAGAACUUGUUUCUCCAUAUCAAAGAGCAGCAUGAAGAACUUCUGCGGGAAGUGAAUAAGUACAUUGUGGAGGACACUGAACAGAUAAACAGAGAGAGGGAAGAGAACCAAGGCAACGUCUGCAAGUACUGUGGGAAGAUGUGUAGAAGUAGCAAUUCCAUGGCCUUCCUAGCUCACAUUCGUACCCAUACAGGAUCAAAGCCAUUCAAGUGCAAGAUAUGCCACUUUGCAACAGCUCAGCUCGGAGAUGCCAGAAACCAUGUCAAGAGGCACCUUGGGAUGAGGGAAUACAAGUGUCAUGUCUGUGGGGUAGCUUUUGUGAUGAAGAAGCAUUUGAAUACUCAUUUACUGGGCAAGCAUGGAGUUGGCACACCCAAAGAAAGGAAAUUCACGUGUCACCUGUGUGACAGAAGCUUCACGGAGAAGUGGGCGCUGAACAACCACAUGAAGCUGCACACCGGGGAGAAGCCAUUUAAGUGCACCUGGCCCACCUGCCACUACUCCUUCCUCACGGCUUCGGCGAUGAAGGACCACAUUAGGACUCACACAGGCGAGAAGUCAUUCCUCUGUGACCUUUGUGGCUUUGCCGGCGGGACGCGUCAUGCCCUCACCAAGCAUCGGAGGCAACACACAGGAGAGAAACCAUUCAAAUGUGAUGAGUGCAACUUUGCUUCUACAACACAAUCACAUCUGACACGACAUAAGCGUGUCCAUACUGGAGAAAAGCCUUACAGAUGUCCCUGGUGUGACUACAGAUCUAACUGUGCUGAAAACAUCCGUAAGCACAUUUUGCAUACAGGAAAGCAUGAGGGAGUGAAAAUGUAUAACUGUCCUAAAUGUGACUAUGGAACCAAUAUCCCCGUAGAGUUCCGUAACCACUUGAAAGAACUGCACCCAGACAUUGAAAAUCCUGAUCUGGCGUACCUACAUGCUGGCAUUGUAUCCAAGUCUUAUGAAUGCCGACUGAAGGGGCAAGGAGCAACCUUUGUGGAAACUGCCAGUCCUUUUACUGCAGCAGCACUGGGAGAGGUUUCUCCAGUUAAAGAGAAGGUCUUUCGAGGCAGCAGGAGACAGCAACCAUCGCCUGAACAAGUUCAGCAAGUUAUUAUUAUUCAAGGAUACGAUGGUGAUUUUGCGUUUGAUGUCUCUGCAGAAGAAACAGCAGCGGCGACCCUUCAGACUCUGGCAAUGGCUGGUCAGAUGGCCAGGGUAGUCCACAUUACAGAAGAUGGGCAGGUCAUAGCUACAGAUCAGAACAGCUCAGAUGUGAGUGGUAUGGUUCCAGGCCAGAUACUUACUGAGCAGCUGGCCGAUGGUGCAACACAGGUGGUAGUGGUUGAAGGCUCAGUAACAGGAACUGAUAUGGAGGAGGCCGUUCCUAUAGAUGCAGUUCCUGACUCCAGUGGUGCUGUACUGCAACAGAUAAUGCAACAGGAAGUUUUGGAGUCUUCUGAAGCUACAGUACAUCCUCCAGACUCCUCUUCAGCAUUAGAUGCCUUGCUUUGUGCUGUAACAGAGCUGGGUGAAGUGGAAAACAAAUCUGGACUCCCUGACAGAAGCAGGUCUGGUCACAAAGAUUUCUUGCAAAUGCCAAACCCAGAGGUGCCCAGUGUUCCCAGUGAUGCGGGGAGACAAGAAAUACAAAUGUUCCAUGAAGUUCAAGAGACUCAGGAAGAUACCAAACCUAUGGAAGUAGUGACGCAGGUCAUGCACCCAUCGGCUAUAAUUGCAUCUCAGGAGAGAGCUCAGGCUGCCUUCAAGAAAAUGGUCCAAGGAGUAUUACAUUUUGCUGUAUGUGAUACAGCUGCAGCCGAUCAGCUGAUAAAAGAAGGUGUCACUCAGGUCAUUGUAAAUGAGGAGGGAACUGUGCAUAUGGUAGCUGGAGAAGGCUCUCAGAUAAUUAUGCAGGAAGCUGGUAGCCAUGCACUCAGCGUCCAAAGCGAACACAUGGAUUUAGUUGAUUCAGAUGGGGAGAUAUCGCAGAUUAUUGUGACGGAAGAAAUAGCUCAAGCCAUGGUUCAAGGUUCUGAUGGCAACUUCUCAGAAGGUGCGACCCACUACAUUGUCACAGAAUUGCAACCAGACGUGCAGAGUGAGCCCGGUGUGUACUCGCACGCUGUGAUAGAGACGGCCGGGUCUCAGGAGAUUUUACAGGCUGGUACCGCCGUGAAACCUGAAUCCCCUGAUAGAGCAGGAGAACAGUUAACAAGCAUGGUCAUUUAUACAGAGGGUGGCUCACGAGUCAUUGAGGGCCAGAGAGAUGAUAACGAAGUACAAGAAGCAUGAAGAGCUUUAUCUCCUGGGCUUGAUGCAGAACAAAGCUGGAAACAACCAGAUCCUGGAACUUCUUCUGUAAAACCUUCUGCACGCGGUAUCUUCCUAGGCAGGUAACAAAUAUGCACCCUGUGGGAGGUGAAGGUCAGCGACUAGGAAGAGUUCAAUGAAAAGUAUAGUCUUGUCACAGUAGCUCUGAGAAUUAUGAUACGGGAUUAUUUUAAAGCGAACGUAUUAGUACACAGAAGAGGAUAGAAAUGCACCCCCGCCCCUCACAACUAGGGAUUGUUCUGUUCACUGCUUUGGUUUGUUUUUCAGAUGGUUUUUUUUUUAUCUCAGGGUAAGUCCCUGCCUUCUGUCUUUUUUGCCUAACAUAAUUGUAGGAGUAAAAUAUUUUCACACGUGUGUACAUUUUAUAAAGGUAAAUAAGCAAAAAAUACCAAAAAGUGCAUCAUUACAACAACAUUACAAGGGGAUCAAGUAAGCUUACAUACUGAAAUUGGUGCCCUUCUUCAUUUCGGAGAGCAGGUGACAUUCUCUUUCUAGAAUCCUACUUUCAAAUAUCCCUGGUGAAAAGGAUGUCAUCAAAAUAAGUAUUUUCUGCAUCUAGAAUGAAAUUGUUAAUAGUAGCUUACUGAUUCCUGGUAUCACAUAGAACUUUUCCUAAGAGUUCAAAAUACAAUGUUUCAGAAAAUUGUAGAUUAUACACAUUCAGAAAACAAGCAUUUGAUGCCUCUAUCUUCCACUUAAAUUUAGCUGUGAGUCCUACAUAGAAAAUGUGCAGUUUUUGAAAAAAUAUUCUCACUGUCAAUGUUUUGCUGCUCUUAUAAAUUGUGCUUCAUAUAAAUACCAUUUCACAGUUCAUUUUGUGAGCUACUUUUGAAACGUUCUGGGGGUUUUUAAAGGAAAUUCUGACAUUGACAUUAACAAGUAGGAAAAAAAAAAAAGGUGACCUUGUAUUUCUUGCAUAGUCUGGAAUGUCAAUUAUUCUGUGGUGGAUAUACUGCAAUUGUUCAAUGCAAGUUCAUGUUGAGAAGAUUUGUUUCAUGAUACAACUGAUUUUGUUUCUUUAAAAAAAAAAAACUAACAAAAUUGUAAAAUAUAAACUGGCAAGUUUUUUGCUUUUGCUUUGUUUUGUUUUUGCUUUUGUUUUGUUUUGUUAUUUUGUCUUUCAAAUAAAAUGUUAGCAUUCAAAUAGA